Lethenteron reissneri (Far Eastern brook lamprey) is the source of this 3144-nucleotide messenger RNA. Its product is annotated as lariat debranching enzyme-like. Gene Ontology annotation, cellular component: nucleus. The record is from RefSeq and is a predicted model, not a curated record. NCBI's taxonomy places the organism in Eukaryota, Metazoa, Chordata, Hyperoartia, Petromyzontiformes, Petromyzontidae. Gene Ontology annotation, biological process: mRNA splicing, via spliceosome. Gene Ontology annotation, molecular function: RNA lariat debranching enzyme activity.
AGAGAAAAGCGGUCUACAUUUUCGCGACGUGACACUGCACAAUUAAUGUUAAACUACCGAUCUAACAAUAUUAACAAUUGCCCGCGUCACGCUCGCAGUCGUGGCCACACGUGCAGCGGUGGAGAGUGGGAGAACUGGAAGGGUUUGUGCGAGUUGCUGAGUGGCUGAGUGAUUAGCCUCCCCACGGCUUCCCUGUGUGCUGGGUUGGGGUGGCCCUCGCCCCGAGUCUCUCGCAUUGCAGCUCGCCGACUCGGACACGGAGAGAGCCAUGAAGGUGGCGGUGGCAGGCUGCUGCCACGGGCAGCUCGACAAGGUGUUCGCCACGCUGGAGCACAUGGAGCGCGUGGAGGGCGUGCACGUUGACCUGCUGCUCUGCUGUGGAGACUUCCAAGCGGCACGCGACGAGACCGACCUGCAGUGCAUGGCCGUGCCAGCCAAGUACCGGCACAUGCACAGCUUUCACAAGUACUAUUCUGGUGCACAAAAGGCCCCGGUGUUGACCAUCUUCAUUGGUGGUAACCAUGAGGCCUCGAACCAUUUACAAGAAAUUCCAUAUGGUGGUUGGGUGGCACCAAACAUUUACUACCUGGGAUAUGCUGGAAUUGUUAAGUAUGGCAGCCUGAGGAUAGGGGGCCUCUCAGGAAUUUACAAUGUCCACAACUAUUGCAAAGGUCAUUAUGAGUUCCCGCCAUACAACAAUGAUACAGUCAGAAGUGUCUACCAUGUGAGAAGUUGUGAUGUUAUCAAACUGAAGCAGAUUCAGCAGCCAUUGGACGUGUUUCUCUCUCACGACUGGCCCCGUGGGAUCUACAACUAUGGGCAGCGCGAGGAGCUCCUGCGGCGCAAGCGCUUCCUACGAAAUGAGGUGGAAGCAAACUCCCUCGGCAGCCCAGCCGGUGCCCAGCUGCUCCACCACCUGCGCCCCACCUUCUGCAGAGGUUUGGUGAUGCCGAACCCAAGGUUACAAAAUUCCUGGCCUUGGACAAGUGCCUACCUCAGAGAGAUUUCCUGCAGGUUGGCAGAGCAUGCUGUAACCAAAAUACACGCCAAGCAUGAGACAUUCACAACUUUGCAAACAAAAAAAUAUAAAGUCACAAGCCAAUCGGUUUUCAUGACAAAGUUCUCUCGGAUUGUUGUCUGCAAUCAGGUUGUCGAGAUGUUACACGACCCAGAGGUUCCUCUGCAGCUGGAGUAUGAUUCCGAGUGGCUCGCAAUACUGAAGACCAUGGACCACUUAAUCAACGUGUCUCCUGAGAUACAUGCUCCUUCACUCAAGACAGAGAAUCAUCUGAGACAUAAUUAUACUUUGACAAAGGAAGCCAUUGCCACGGCCCUCAGUUCCCUUGGUCGAGAUCUUCGUGUGCCACAGAAUUUUGCGAAGACAGUUCCUGACUAUGGCCCUCACAAACCCAGAGCACAGGAUCCCAAGCACGCUGUGAAUCCUCAGACAACUGUGUUCUGUGCCGCACUGGGUAUCAGAGAUCCCAACGUAGUACUUAACCCGGAACUGAGUACAGUGCUUAAAGAGCCCCAUACGGGCAUUGUGGGAAAAUCAGUGAACAAUAUGGAGAUGCACGACCAGAAAAGUGAACUUGAAAGUCGUGAUGGUAAAGUCUGUGAAUGUGUUUGCCUUAAACAACAAAGUGGCAUUAUUUGCAGCACUAAUGAAGAUGCAAAUGACAUACUCGGAGAAUCCCCACCAAGAGCAUGACACGGUAAAAUGUGGUUGUGGCAGAAAUACAUUAUUAAACAAAGAAGAAAUACAUUUUAAAGUAGGCUGUGGAUAAUAAAAUUUAGGAUGGUGAUGAAAGUGUGGAGGAAGUUGUUGAUUAUUAUAAUCUAUGAAUGUAAAGUGCAGUUCAAAACACACUCCCUGUGAGUCCAUAGUAUCUGCUGCUUUAUUUGAAAAUAAGAAUGUGGGAACAAUCACGAUUUUUUGUCCUUUGUUAAUAGACAUCUGCCUUGACCGAAGAGACUUCUUGAAAAUGGCAGAAAUGCUGCAUGAUGCAAGAUGUAUGAGCAAAGACAGUCAUGAGUAUCUAACUUAACUCCGUAGAUGGGUGGUGAGUUUCCAGAGAGAGCUGUGCAGGAUUACAGAAGAUAUCUUAAGGAAAAAAAAUACUGCUUACACAGAUAUCUGCAACAGCAUGGCAAUAAAUCAUGUUUUAUAAUAGAAUUAAAGUAGAACCUGGAAAUACAGUCGUCUCUCAUACAGCAUCUAAAUAUACGGAAUUUUACUAUAAUGUAAUUUAUAAUUUAUGGGACGAAUUUCAUAUACGUUGCGUUAAAUUUGGAUUCACGGAAUUUUUGUUAUCUCUAAAUUGUGUUUUUCUUUGGGGGGUGGGGUGAACAAUGGAUAGUGUCGUUUGAGCGUGCAUUUAAUGCUUCAGCGGUCGUCUGGAAAGCUGUUCCAAUAUUGAGGAAGCCACUGAAGUUAUGCAAUUUUAAAUCGAGAUUGAAAACUAAUUUCUUUAAAACUGCUUUUCAGCAGACACACAUACAUAUGCUGCUCCACGUGGUUUGCGUGGCACGCUUUUCAUCCUGUGCUAAUUACCUGAGCUCGCCGUGCUGCCCAAGCUCGGUUUGGACAGCACGGCGUACUGUGCACCAUUUCACAAUUAUUUCAAUGUUCUUCAGUUCAAGUAAGCUAAGAUGUCGUUUAUGGAGGUCAUGAAGUGAAAGUGAUAGCAGAAUUGCAAAAAAAGAGACCUUGGAUGUAAGUCCUGUAUAGUAUUGUUUUUCCGCUAUUUACGUUCAGUUGUUACUCGUAUUAUAUAAUACUUGAUUUUACAUUCAACGUGCUGAAAAAUGUUUGCUACAUUCUGAAGUGUGACUAUAUCUUGAAGCCUAAUUUCUUUCCGUCAAAACGCAUCUUCCAAAUAUAUAAUGGCAGUCGAUGGGGAAACAGCGUUCGAUAUCCAGAAUUUUUAAUGCACUAGUGGCCACGGGAGGUAAUGACAGGGGAGUCAGUUGUGAGUGCGAAGGGACUGGUGGCUACGGGAAUGAUCGUGGUCAGGUGACGGAAGAGGACGGUGGAGUCUGCCGGUGGGAGCGAGCGUCCAGAGUCGACUAGAAUUAUCGAGAAGGGGGGGUGUGGCCUCGGUCUAUGUAAGGGAGAUGCGCAGGAGACUCGGGGCUGUUGCA